Molecule: messenger RNA, 2432 nt
Organism: Girardinichthys multiradiatus
Lineage: Eukaryota; Metazoa; Chordata; Actinopteri; Cyprinodontiformes; Goodeidae
Gene: scfd2
Product: sec1 family domain containing 2
Exons: 9
Coding region: 114-2192 (692 amino acids)
Biological process (GO): intracellular protein transport; vesicle-mediated transport
Source: RefSeq, a predicted model, not a curated record
CUCUGCGACGCGCAACCGCCACGUCACCUCGAAGGGACUUGUGUUUUGGUUUGCUGAAGCAACUUGUUUUGUGGCAUCUGAUGAUUCUUCUUUGCAUCUAACCGACGCUGUUUAUGAGCAAAAUGUUAACCGCUGAGGAUUUCACACAGUUACCGCUCCUUAUGUGGGAGAAGGUGUUCUCCAAGGUGAAGAAAGCCGUGGUUUUUAUGGAUGACAGGUGUGCAGAGGCGCUUCAUUGGAGUGGAGGGGCUGCAGCCUUGCUGGAAGCCGGAGCCAGGAACGUAAAGCAGUUUUCGAGCUUCGAGGCGUGCGGUGAGAACGAGCCCAAAGCCGUGUUCGUGGUGAGCACCGUGUUAAAGGGGAGGACGGUGGACAUCAUAAAAGAUAUCAUAUCCCUCAGCCACUUUCAGUACUGCGUCGUUUUCACCGCUGUCCCUCACUCCGUGCACCUGUUCGCCAACAAUGUCUCCACAGAAAUGGAGGGUAACCCAGUGUUCGAUCAGUUUGAGGAGAAGCUCUGCGAGUGGAUGGGAAAUAUGAACUACACGGCCGAGGUCAUGCACUCUCCGGUGGUCUUCGCCCCCGUGUCGCAGCAGCUGAUCGUCGCGCCAGCGUUUGCUCACCUGUUUCCCCUGCUCCCACCAGACCUGGACAGCCUCAAUGCAAAGCGAGCAGAGAAGAAGAGAUUUGGCACUUUGAAUGACCUGAAUGUGCACUCUCUUCCGGUGGAGCUGCAGAUUGAAAUUAAAUGUUUGGUUUCGGCGUUGAACUCCAUGUUUGAAGCUGCAAAGAUGAGAGAAGAGAGUUUUGCUGUGGGGCCAAUGAGCCGCAUCAUCGCAGGGGAACUGGCCAAUCACAACCAGGCGAAAAACAGAAGGAAGACUGCGCCUAAUAAAGCAUCGAUCAUCUUUAUAGACCGAACAAUGGAUCUUACAGGGGUGGUUGGUCAUCAUGGUGACAACCUGGUUGAGAAGAUUCUUAGUGUACUUAGCCCAUUGCCGGGUCACGUGACGGAUGUGCAAGUGGACAUGUUGGAACUCACAAAUGUACAGAGAAUUCCUCACUUCCAGAACACAGUGGCCCCUGGCUGUCUUGCUCAAACCCAGCCAUCCUCUGCGAGGUCACUGUGGGAGACGAUGCUCACCAGUAAACAUAAAGAGGCUGUGAUGGAAGUCCGUCGUCACCUAGUGGAGGCGGCCACCAAGGAAAAGCUGCCAAUCAAGAUGAGCAUGGGCCGUGUGACCCCUGAGCAGCUGUGUUCCUACGUGAAGUUGUUCAGGAGCAAUUGGGAGGCGCUAGAGAGUCACUGUGGGGUGCUUCAGCUGGGCUUGGCCACGGCCCAGAUGCUCCGACACCCUAGCUUGGCACGCUGGGAUUCCUGUCUGGCUUUCGAAAGGCUGCUGCUGCAGGCUCUUGGAGACUCAGAUUUCCCUGCUAUGCUGAGGCAGCUUCUGCCCUUAAUGAAGCCCUGUGGAGGCGAGGACAGCUCAUCCUCAGGGUCGAGGCUCAGGAAGGAUGAGUGCGGGCCAGAUGAACUGAUCCUCCUCCUGAUCUAUCUGUACUCCCUGGCUGAGGAGGCGCAGAACACCGAUAGCGAGGAGGAGGAGCUGGGGAAGCUGGAGCGAGAGCUGAUAGGAGCACUCACACUGGUCAUCACACGGGAGACAGAGCUCAGCCCGUUGAUCCAAAACCUCAUCGGCUGUGCAACCCCAGAGGAACUGAGUACUGAAAGUGUCCAUUCUGCUGUGGAGAAGAUGUUUGAGACCCUCCGAGGUUUGAGACACAUGAGAAACCACCUCAAGCAGCUGCGCUCUGUCUAUUCUGCAAGCAAUGGAGUCCACCAGGCCACAUACCGUCCGUUCCUGCGACAGAUCCUGGAGGAAGUCUUCCACCCUGACCGAGCCGAAUGCCCCGACAUCGAACACAUGUCCGGAGGCCUCACAGACCUUCUGAAGACUGGAUUCAGCAUGUUCGUGAAGGUGAGCCGUCCACGUCCCAGCGACAACCCUCUGCUAUUCCUCUUCCUGGUUGGUGGAGUCACACCUUCAGAGCUUCGGCUCAUCAAAGACACAGUCUCCAAGCUCAAACCAGGAACACAGGUGCUGAUUCUCUCCACCCGCUUACUUAGACCGACGGAUAUUCCCAAGCUGCUCUUCAGCUCUCAGAGACUGCGGCCAGAUAUUGGUCUCUGAAGGUCUGGCAGGAGGAACAAACACAGCCUUGUGUGCGCGGACCAACACGUUUGGACAAGCGAGCUCAAAUAGUUCAAUUUUAGAGAAAUGCUGCAGGAUAAUAAAAAAAACCAAGGAAGCAUUCCUGCUCUGUAUGUCAACAAACAAAAUCCACAAGAUCUGUUCCAGCUGUGUGUUUUAUGACAUGAAUGCAUCAAAAUAUGAUGGCAAUAAAGUAUUUAUGUUUUCAGACAACCACAA